Emiliania huxleyi CCMP1516 is the source of this 854-nucleotide messenger RNA. RefSeq lists its product as hypothetical. The transcript has a single exon. The annotation marks the transcript as partial. The record is from RefSeq and is a predicted model, not a curated record. NCBI's taxonomy places the organism in Eukaryota, Haptophyta, Isochrysidales, Noelaerhabdaceae.
GCGCGGCCCGCCCCCAUCGCCGUCGCCCGCGGCCUCCGCCGCCGCCGCCGGCGGUGUCUCGCUCGACGCGCUGCCGCACGUCAUUGAGCAGGUUUGCCUCGCGAUGGGCGGCGGCGGCGGAGGCCUCGACCUUGCUGCGCUGCGCGCCGAGAUUCAGCGGCAGCAGCAGCUCGCGUGCGCGCAAGGAGGCGAUGCGCCGCUCGAGAUUGCGCCGCUCGUCGCUUCCGCCCUCGCUGCGGCGAAGCGGGCCUCGCCGACCGACAGUUUGCUUGCUCCCACCUUGCCGCUCGCGUCGCAGAUUGCCCCGGCGCCUCCUCCACCUCCACCUCCUCCACCUCCUCCACCGCCGCCGCCGCCGCCGCCGCCUGCUGCCCCCGCUCCUCGCUCCGCCCUCCCGCGGCCGACCGGCCGGACUCCGCUCGCGCCGGUCACGCCAAACAGCCAGUCCUCGGGGGCCGGCGCAGCGGUGCCCAAGGCAGCUGAUCUGCAGGCCCGGCUCAAGAGGCUGCAGCCGGUCGCGCAGCGCGGAGUGGCGGCGGGGGAGCGGCCGGCGGCGGGGAGAGAGGGCGGGCUUCAGCACGCGGUGGAGCAAGCGAUGGCUCGGCGGCGCGCCGCUUGGCGCGAGGAUGACACGAGCGAGUGGCGGUAGCGGGGCGGCAUCACUGAUCACUCUCCUUUCUCCCCCGCCGGGCUUGUCGCUCGGCGGAGGGGCGGGCAGUCGCGCUGCAGCUUACGUGCUGCGCAGGAGGGGAGAGCGCUCGGUGAUGGCGGGCGAAGAUUGCAGCAGGGUUGCAGGCGGUUCCCCGAGCCCGUGUCUCUGCGUGGACCGCCGAACACCCCAACGAUCGCGCACA